Dromaius novaehollandiae (emu) is the source of this 657-nucleotide messenger RNA. It is a transcript of the gene FBXO36, whose product is annotated as F-box protein 36. Bases 44 to 637 code for a protein of 197 amino acids. Gene Ontology annotation, molecular function: protein binding. Gene Ontology annotation, biological process: SCF-dependent proteasomal ubiquitin-dependent protein catabolic process. Gene Ontology annotation, cellular component: SCF ubiquitin ligase complex. NCBI's taxonomy places the organism in Eukaryota, Metazoa, Chordata, Aves, Casuariiformes, Dromaiidae. The transcript is spliced from 4 exons. The record is from RefSeq and is a predicted model, not a curated record.
GCUGCCGGUGACCCCGCGUGAUAUCCGCCUCUUCCUGGUUGCCAUGGCCACCGCCCGCCGGCGUCCCAAAAUGGCGUCGCUGCUGCGGGAGGAGCUGUUCGAGGCGCGCGGGCAGGCCCCGGCCCCCAGCAAGGACUUCUGCCAGCUGCUCGUCACCCGCCGCCAGGUAAUUUUCAGGUGGUGGAAAAUCUCUCUUAGGAAUGAAUUUCGUGAAGCAAGACCUGGAGAAAUUAAAGAAUCCCAUCAGGAUUUUUUGGAUGAUUCAUCUCUUCAGAUUCAAAUUGCUAUAGUAUUUGGAGCCAAAGUUCUGGAACAUGUGCUCAAUCUGUGCCGAGGUAACUAUGACUUCCUGGAGCGGCUUCCUGUCCCAUUGCUCCUGUACAUCAUUUCCUUUCUGGAGCUUGAAGAUAUUGCCAGGCUUUCUCAAGUUUCACACAGAUUUAAAAUGAUAUGUAACAGUAACACACUAUGGGAAAGUAUUGUGGAGAACUUGUGUGACACACUUACGCCUGAAAUGAGAGAACUGGCACAGGAAAUGGGCUGGAAGCAAUUCUUCUUCACAAACAGACUUCAGCUGCAGCUGCAGCUCCGAAGGAGGCGGCAGAAACAUGCUGAUAAGGAAAAACUACCUGAAUAAAGAUGCAUUUUUUCAUUGAG